GACACGUGCACAUCACCGAUUUCAAUAUUGCCACAAUGCUGACUAAAGAAAUACAAGUCACCACCAUCGCCGGCACAAAGCCAUACAUGGCACCUGAGAUGUUCAGCUCCACAAAACCCACUGGCUAUUCCUUCGCUGUGGACUGGUGGUCACUGGGGAUCACAGCCUAUGAGCUGCUCCGGACCCGGAGGCCGUAUCACAUUCGCUCCAACACUUCCACAGAUGAAAUUGCUCACGUGUUCAAGACGGCCACAGUGAUGUACCCUGCUGCGUGGUCCACGGACAUGGUGUCGCUCAUCAAAAAGUUGCUUGAGCUGAACCCUGAGAAGCGUUUUUCUCAGCUGAAAGAUAUCCAGGACUUUCCGUAUCUGUCAGAUGUGAACUGGGAAGCUGUUCUCCAGAAAAGGAUAAUGCCAGAAUUCAUUCCCACGAAAGGCAGACUGAACUGUGACCCAGCCUUCGAACUGGAAGAAAUGAUCCUGGAAUCCAAACCUCUUCACAAGAAAAAAAAACGCUUGGCUAAGAAGGAGAAAGAUACCAGCAGAAGCAGUUCCUCCCAGGCCUGCCACCUUCAGAAGCACCUGGAGAUGCUCCAGAGGGACUUCAUUGUUUUCAACAGAGAAAAGGUGAGACACCACCACAGUGACAUCCAGGAGACCCUGACACCGGCAAAGAGCAGAGGCACAUACAAGGAGGACAGCCAGAACAACAACCUCUGA
Messenger RNA from Nestor notabilis (Kea), 719 nucleotides. RefSeq names its product serine/threonine-protein kinase 32A-like. NCBI's taxonomy places the organism in Eukaryota, Metazoa, Chordata, Aves, Psittaciformes, Psittacidae. The transcript has 7 exons. The annotation marks the transcript as partial. The record is from RefSeq and is a predicted model, not a curated record. Gene Ontology annotation, biological process: protein phosphorylation; regulation of signal transduction; G protein-coupled receptor signaling pathway. Gene Ontology annotation, molecular function: G protein-coupled receptor kinase activity; ATP binding; G protein-coupled receptor binding.